CGUUAAGCUGCAGAUGUUUGGCAGCUGCAGUCAGAGGAAGUGCCUGAGAGGGGGGUGAGACUUGCUCAGCUGCAGAAGACGCUGGACGGGACGGGAGCUGCCGGAGGCCCCAGUGUUACAGCAUGCCUCUUCCACCACCCCCAUCCUCACCUCCACCACCUUGCCCAGCAUCCAGAGAGUCUCUGAGCCUGAACUGGCCCUUCUUGCAAAGUCUGCUGGGUGUGGUGCGCAUAGCACAGCUGCUUUUGGGUGGUGUCUGCUGGGUGAUUUUAGCAGCACGCAAGUAUGAAGGGGCCACCUACUUUGCCAUCUUUGCUGCAGUCCUGGUGUGGUUGCUCACCUUGGCACUCUUUGGGCUCAGCUUAUUGGGACGCUGGGCUCUGGUGCCAGUGCUCGGGACCCGUUGGCUCAUCACCAACAUCGUACAUGAUCUGCUCCUUGGGGUCACUCUCUUCACUGCUGCUGCGUGCAUCAUGGGCCACAAGGCACAGAGCGUCAGCUACUGCAACCUGCGUGGCUACAGCCUGCCCUGCAACUAUGGCUUCUACUUGGCUGCUGCCAUCUUUGCGGGCAUCACUGCCUUUUUAUACCUGCUUUCAGGGCUCUACUGCCUGGCACGGCGUUCCAGGGGCCACCGUGACAUCUGAGAGUGAGGCAAGAUGGACAGGAAUGGACAAACCCUUCCUCGAUUGGACAAGCCUCAAACACAUUAUUCCUAGACAGACUGUUCCUUGCUCCAGACACAUCAAGUUGCUUUCCUGAUGGAGAGACAAGACAUCCUUGGGAGAGAGGAAAACAUCCCCUUUGUCUCCUGAGUACUGAUGCUUGCUCUUCUCCAUGGACCAUCUGACCUCUUCAUCAACAGAUGGACAUGUGCCUUCAUGAUGGUGAAACUGGAAUAUCCUUAAAAUGAAGCCUUAAACCAGACUGUGAGCCCUCCCUGACUCUCUUCUUCACUUGGCAGGUGGGUCUUUGUGGGUCCGGGAAGGUUUGGCCAGGCCUGUAAUAGCAGCAUAUGUGGAUGCUUCUUGGGCCCUGAAAGCCUAAGGCCAUUCAGUGCUAUUCACAAGCCUUUCAGGAGCAGAUUUAGCUUAGUUGAUAGUCCAUACUUAUAUGUGUUUAUGCCAUAUACACAAGAUCCCACAUUCUCACAUUGAAUUAAUUCAUGUUAAGCAGUUUUGAAUAUUCACCCUUUUGGGUGAUCCACUGGUUGAUUAUUGUUAUCCCAUUUUAGAUCUUAUCAAUGUGAGUUCAGUUAUAAUCCCAAAAGUUUCCAUUACAUGAUAGUUAUAUAGGAUGGUUUUCUUUGUAACUUUUAUAUUUUGGAUAGGACCCUGAUGUGGACAUUACAGCAUUUAAAGUAUAGCAAUACUCCAGUAUCAAGUCCUUAAUUACCAAAAAUGAAGGUAUUAAGCCUCAAACCUGCUGAGAACUUACACCCUUAAACCUGGUAGUCCUGUCUUUUAAUCCCUAGUGUGAGGCAUGGACUGUACCUAAUCCAAUAAUAAGGAAAUGCAUAGAGCUAACAAAAACAGGGUCCAGAGCUCUCCUGACACACACAUAUAUAGUUUCUAGAAUUUAGUCCAAGUGUUUCAGUUCUGAGUUCCAUGAGUAAAUGCUAGCUCAUGUUCAGCCCUGUCUAUGACCUUUGACCAUAAAUAUUGGUCUCACUGCUUCCUGAAAUUCAUUCAUCCUUAAUUUCCAUGAAAACUCAUAGGCCAUUAUCUCAUAGCAAGUUAACCCACAAGUCAUAGAUAAUAGGGAACAUCGGAAUUCUCUGCUGGAUGUCCAAUGGUAGAUGAGAGAGACAGACAGACAGACAGACUAGAGGCCCCUGAUGAAAGUGGGGAGGAGGUGCUGGUCAUCAGCCAAGAUUGCAACCAUCCUGGGUCAUUUAUGAGGACUCACUAAGUUGGCUGAGCUGGCCUGUCCCCAUAUGAGGUUGGGGGCCUACACCAACCUUGCCUGACUCCUAGAUCGGGCUCCCAAGAAAGGAAACCCCUUUCUAGUAAGGGAUGGAGCUACAUUCCAAAGGACGUUUGUCACCUUUUAUGGCAGUGCUCAGCAUCUUCCUGCUCCCCUCAUAACCCAAGCAGGCUACCCUUUUUUCUGCACGAAGCAUCGAGAGAAAUCCCACAGUGUGGGGAAACAUGAACAGAAAAGAAAGGUCUAGGCAAAAAAUAUGCAAGCAGACACUGCAGUUGUGGGACAGACACUGGAGGAAAUACAACUAUUCCGAAAGCUGGCAUUUAGCCAAAGCGGGGGGGUAGUGGUGGUGGUGAACAUUCCCACCACGGCAAGAAAAUGGAAUCAUUACAUCUUAUGAAAGAGGCUGAAUUCCCAGGGUCUAGUAGGAAGAGAGGAUCCAUCUGAUAUAUGUACAUAUAUCUUGUGAAUGGGUCUGACAUUAUUAGAAUGGGACAAUCAUAACUAGUCAAACCCUGAAGCCUGGGGCCAAUAGACAGUGCAUAACGCCAUGCUCAUGGAUUGACAUACAUUGGAUUUUACUGCCUGUCCCCGAAGGAGGAAAUGCUUUUGAAAUACAGAAGUGCCUUGGGCAAGAAACCCCCACUUCUUCCGGACUGCUACUGUGUCUAAUCUUGUCAAAUUCCUCAAACAGCUACAAGACUGUUUUGUGUAUUCAGGUGCCUUUUAUACCAACAGUUUUCGAUUGGUUGGCUGAGAAGACUCAUUCUUAUUGGAGUCUCUCUCCCCCACUAGCAAGGGACCCCAUUCCAGCAAUACCAAACAGGUUCAUAAAUUUAAGUACUUCAGCAGAGGUCCAGGGAGCUCCCAGGAAAGCAUACCACAUCUGUCCUCAAGUCACUAGAUCUCAGUGUGGGCUGCAAGAAUUAACCAGUGACUCAGCUUCAGCCUCGGAUCAUUUCUAACUUUCGUCGUCCUAUUCCACGCUUUUAAAAAAUGGCUUCCAUACUUGUGAUUGUGUGUGGCCAAAGGCAUUUGAGCACCCCCAUCUUGGAGCAUGGAAGAACUGCUCUCUGCCAAUUGCUUUGAAAGGAAUCCACGAGUCUUCUUGGAUCAACUCAGAAUAGAUCCGAAGGUCAGGACGUGAAGCUGCUGCAAAGACCUGUGCCUAGGAGAGCCUUUGAUCCCACUCUAAGAAGCAGAGGAACCAGUUGUGUCUGGAAUCCAGAGCUUUGGCCAUGCUGAACCCUGGAAGCCACCUGACUCCUUAUGGAAGGCUCCCUCGCCAUCCACAGGCUAGACGAAUCUGUCAAGAAGAAUGGAGGCAGAGAGCAGCUGUGUCAGUUUACUACCAAGCCCCAACAUAGGAAGCUGCUUUAUACUGGGUCAGACCAUGGGUCCACUUAGCUCAGUAUUGUCUACACCAGGGCUGCAUAACUUCAGCCCUCCAGCUGUUGUUGGACUACAACUCCCAUAAACUGCAGCCAUAGUGGUCAGGGAUGAUGGGAGUUGUAGUCCAACAACAGCUGGAGGGCCGAAGUUGUGCAGACCUGGUCUACAUUGACUGGCAGUGCCUCUCCGGGGUUUCAGGCAGGAGCCUUUCCCAGCCCUACCUGCAGACGCCAAGGACUGAACCUGGGACCUUCUGCAUGCAAAGCAGAGGCUCCGCCAUGGAGCAAGCUAUGGGCCCAUCCCUUCUUGUUGGGGGGAGGGGAGGCAAGGGCUUUGCACCUCCCCUUCUUGCUGCCAUUAGCAUGCUUUGAGUCUCAAGCCCUGCUUUUUGCACUGUGGGGUAAAUUUGGAUGUGACGUCCUUUAAUUUUGAGUGCCUUGCCCCUCAAUGUGCUAUUUUAGAACCAGAAGUCAGUGCCAAGGUUCUCUUGGCAAGAGGAGACGCACGAAGUCAGAAGAGGUUGGUCUAGCUAUUUAGGGCUUUCCAGCCAGUUUUUAACUAACAUUUCAAAAUUGCCCAUUUGAUCCUAAUUGCUGUGCCUCAGUUCCUGCACCAGAAUCUAGUCUGGGUAUGGCUCUUUUCCAGAGGUUACACUCCAGACUCCUCUCCCCAUCUUGUAACAAAUUCACAUACUUAAUAAAGAUGUGUGUGGAGCAUAA
Messenger RNA from Hemicordylus capensis (graceful crag lizard), 4037 nucleotides. RefSeq names its product MARVEL domain containing 1 (gene MARVELD1). The transcript has 2 exons. Gene Ontology annotation, molecular function: structural constituent of myelin sheath. The coding region runs from base 123 to 647 and encodes 174 amino acids. Gene Ontology annotation, biological process: myelination. Gene Ontology annotation, cellular component: membrane. The record is from RefSeq and is a predicted model, not a curated record. Lineage: Eukaryota; Metazoa; Chordata; Lepidosauria; Squamata; Cordylidae.